Molecule: messenger RNA, 1663 nt
Organism: Diospyros lotus (date-plum)
Lineage: Eukaryota; Viridiplantae; Streptophyta; Magnoliopsida; Ericales; Ebenaceae
Product: geranylgeranyl transferase type-1 subunit beta
Exons: 11
Coding region: 168-1238 (356 amino acids)
Biological process (GO): protein geranylgeranylation
Cellular component (GO): CAAX-protein geranylgeranyltransferase complex
Molecular function (GO): CAAX-protein geranylgeranyltransferase activity
Source: RefSeq, a predicted model, not a curated record
AAGCUUUCAGUUUUCUCCUGCUUUUGAUUAUUUACAAGACCAACCCUCCAAUUUUCGUAUCAUUCAUUUUAUCCCUCUUGCUUUGCUUGCUUCCUCCGUGCGUUCCCAAUUUCCAAGCAUCAUCACAUUGCUUGCAUCGAGCCUCUUGCAAUUCGAAUCUAGGAGGCAUGGAUUCAGAGUUCAUCUCGCCGACUUCGCAUUCGUCGACCGAUUUUGACGAAGACCGUCACGUAAUGUUCCUGCAGAUGGCGUACCAGCUUUUACCGUCAGAGUAUCAGCGCGAAGAGAUCAAUCGCCUCACUCUCGCCUACUUCGUCGUCUCCGGCCUCCACAUCCUCGGCGCCGGCGAUCGCAUUGACAAGGAAGCGGUCAUUGAUUGGGUUUUAUCAUUGCGAGCUCAUCCAAAGAAAGAGGAUGAACAGAAUAGUGGACAAUUCUAUGGGUUCCAUGGUUCCAGAAGUUCUCAAUUUCAACCAGAUGAUAAUGCUGUAUGGAUUCCCAAUAGCAGUCAUUUGGCAAGCACAUAUUGUGCACUAGCAAUACUAAAGACAGUUGGCUAUGAUUUGUCACUUCUAGAUUCAGAAUCCAUCUUGAAAUCAAUGAGAAACCUCCAGCAGCUUGAUGGGAGCUUUAUGCCAAUUCAUACUGGGGCAGAGAGAGAUCUGAGAUUCAUAUUUUGUGCUGCUGCCAUCUCUUCUAUAUUGGAGAACUGGAGUGGCAUGGACAGGGAGAAAGCCAAGGAGUACAUAUUAAAUUGUCAGUCAUAUGAUGGUGGCUUUGGGUUGAUUCCUGGGUCAGAAUCUCAUGGUGGUGGAACAUAUUGUGCUGUUGCAUCUCUCCGCUUGAUGGGGUUCAUUGAUGAUGACGUGCUUUCUAGUUGUGCAUCCUCCUGUAUCAGAGAUGUGCCUUUGCUUCUGGAUUGGUGCCUGCAGAGGCAAGCACCAAAUGGUGGAUUUCAAGGGAGACCCAACAAGUUGAGUGACACUUGUUAUGCCUUUUGGGUUGGAAGCGUUUUAAGGAUUCUAGGAGGCCACGAAUUCUGCAACAAGAAAGCUUUACGUCAAUUUCUAUUAACUUGCCAAUCCAAGUAUGGUGGUUUUAGUAAAUUUCCUGGACAGCUGCCUGAUCUUUACCACUCCUACUACGGGAUUGCUGCAUUUAGUCUGAUGGAAGAACCUGGGCUGACUCCAAUCUGUGUUGAACUAGGAAUAACAGAUGUUGGUGCUGUUGGACUCUGAUUCAAAUCCUCUUUUCUGUCCAGGCCAGGCGCGCCAAAUGUUGCCGUAUGCUUGUCAGAAACGCGGAGUUAUUUUCAAUUCAAUAUUUCUUCAUUUUCCUUAAAUGUGUAAAACUAAUAACAAAUGCAUGCUAGUUAAACUACUUUCAAGCAGGUAGCAUCUCAAUCCAAGAAUGGAAAAUUUAUUACUUCUCAGUUAGGAUUUAUUUUUCUUGACCGGGAUAUCUGGGGAUCUUACUACUCGUCUCCUCGAGUUUUACAUAAGAUUGUUCUCCCGAUAGGUUUCCUGCUGAUUUAAUUUUGUAUGUCAAUGUGGAACACUGUAACUUCUAAAACAGAGCUGAGAGCUCCUUGACCGCUUGUUCCUACCAUUUAUCGGCAUUUUGAUGGAAAAUAAUUGGUAUUGCUGGUUGGUAGUGCCUGAUU